Messenger RNA from Symbiodinium natans, 573 nucleotides. The record is from the annotation of a GenBank genome assembly. Lineage: Eukaryota; Dinophyceae; Suessiales; Symbiodiniaceae.
AUGGCGAGCUUUGUGAAAUAUGGUGCUGACGGCCAAGUCUUUGUUGACCAUGAGGCCCUUAGACGAGCCGAGGCUGAGCAGAAAGUCAAGUGCGCCCGCUACCUGCGGUUUGCUUUUGCUGCGCAUAUUGUCGUCUUGAUCCUGAUCAACGUCGUUGUGUGGGCAAUUUGGUUUAUCCUCAGGUCGAGCCAGAAGGGUGGAACAUAUCAGUGGCCUCUCUGGGUCACCCUUGGCUCGGUGGUUCUCAUCGUUGCGCAUCUUUUGAGCAUGCUCCCCUAUGCAAUUUGCCAGCCGAGCCAUAUGUGUCCUCGCUGGAUUUGGGUCAUACUCCUGAACAUUGCGUUGGUAAACAUUGUCUGCUGGGGCGUCUAUGCUACAGCUGAGCAGCAAGCUUGUCCCAUCGAGAACCCUCAUUGUGAAUAUCUUUGGCCAGUGUGGGUUUCUGGCGCGACGCUGUUGGGUGGCGUUGUUGUGAGCUUGCUACCGUGUCUCAUUGGAGCAAUCUUCGGCAUUCAUGAUGAUGUUGGGGACAGCGAGGUCGAAGGCAUGAUGUAUCAGUCAGAAUCUGACUGA